Neocloeon triangulifer is the source of this 7537-nucleotide messenger RNA. RefSeq names its product nuclear receptor coactivator 2 (gene tai). The transcript is spliced from 19 exons. Gene Ontology annotation, molecular function: protein dimerization activity; nuclear receptor binding. The record is from RefSeq and is a predicted model, not a curated record. Bases 536 to 5119 code for a protein of 1527 amino acids. Gene Ontology annotation, biological process: positive regulation of transcription by RNA polymerase II; cellular response to hormone stimulus. Gene Ontology annotation, cellular component: nucleus. NCBI's taxonomy places the organism in Eukaryota, Metazoa, Arthropoda, Insecta, Ephemeroptera, Baetidae.
CAUAUUUCCCUGCCUGUGCCACACAGAAACAAGUCGGCCAUAUUGCUGUGUUCUCGCCGUCCAAAUCAGUCUGCGCUGUAUUUUCGUGUUCUUACCACACCGGGAUGUGUCAGUGCUGGAAGCGGUGCGAAAACCCCUGCAAUUAACCGACUAGUAUGUUCUCGUGAGUGUGUCCAAGUGCCAGCUUCGCGUACUUUGCGUGUCCGAUUUGUUCAGUGCGACCAGCAUCUAGCCGCAGUCGGUCGGGCCGAGAAGAAGAAAAAUCACAGCCAUCGCCAGCCAGUCGCAACCCUCAAGGUCUUGGGAUUUUGUGUGCCCGAGUCGCGGACGCACCGAUUUUGGCACCAGUGCGACCUGAUCGUGCCCCGAAAUGGAUUUGUGAGCGUCCAAGGUGUCGCAUUAUGCAGAAUCCAACAACCUCGCAAGCAGGCUGUCCAGCCAGUUUUGAGAAGAGAGUUGUGGUCAUCGGAAGGGUCCAGGCAGUGAGCAGGAGUCUCGCUGCGGGACACCCUGUACCCCACGACCUCCCCUCACAAUGAGUAGCAGUGCGCUAGCAGCCACCACUAAGAAGAGAAAAAAAUCAGACGGCAGACAACAGCAGCAACAAUUAAACAAGUGCCUGAACGAGAAACGCCGUCGGGAACAGGAGAACAUCUACAUUGAGGAGCUGGCGGAGCUCAUCAGCGCAAGUUUUGCGGACAUGAGCUCAUUGUCUGUCAAACCUGACAAGUGCGCCAUACUCCAAGAAACCGUUAAUCAGAUCCGCCGCAUCAAGCAACAGGAAGCCCAAUCAGGCGAUGCCGUGCAGCAGGGUGAAGUUUCGUCCAGCAAGCCAGCUCUGAUUGGGCACCAAGUGUUUGGCCCCCUUCUGCUCGAAGCCUUGGAAGGAUUCCUCUUUGUGGUCAGCUCAGAAGGCAAAGUUGAGUUUGUGACGGACACAGUCAGCCAGUUUACUCGUUUCACCAAGGACGACGUUCUUGGCAAAAGCAUAUACAACUUUCUGCACCACGGCGAUCACGCGCGGUUCAGCUCAGGCUUGCUGCCCAUGACCUUAGGCUGGCCAAACGAAGGCGCCGCCGGACACUCACGCAGCCGCACAUUCACUUGUCGCCUGCUGAUCAAACCGCCGGACGACCAAGACGAAACUAUGGAAGAGAAGCAGCAGCGGGUCUCCAAAUACGAAACAAUGCAGAUCUCCUCAAUGCUUAUUCCCUUCCCUGGUGACCGCUCCGGACAGUCUGGAGGAGAAAACGAGACUUCCGAAAGUGAGGGUGGGCCCUCCAUGAUGUGCGUCGCACGACGUAUGCCAGCCAACGAGAACAUGGGCAACUUCUGCGCCCAGUUCACCACCAAGUUGGACAGAAAUGGCAUCAUCCUCAGCAUCGACUCGAGUGGAAUUGGACUCAACACGUGCCCUGGUCUUGGAAAGGACUUGAUUGGCAGGAGUCUGCACCAAAUAGUGAUUUCAAGUGAUGCCCCACGUCUUGCCGCGCACCUUUCUGAAGCGCUCACUGUUGGCCAGUCAACAAGUCCUGUAAUUCGACUGGCAAUCAACAUGAACGGUCCCCCUGUACCUGUCCAGACCAAAAGCAAGGUCUUCAAAGCAAGUCCUGCCAGCUCCUCCAGUUCAAUGGAACCCGAUUUCAUUAUGGCCACACACACCCUCAUGAAUAUGGAUAUGGAAGGUGGUCCCAUGGCAAGUCCUGCGUCGAUUGCCGCCCCCAGCUCCCCACUUCUGACCCCGACAGGUGCCUCGCUGGCCCCAUCCUCAUUAGACAGCUCGCCACCUUCGCGACAUGUCCCCUCUCAAACCUUGCCCACAACCUUUUCCGGAUUUUCCUCCGAUCUGGGCAACCUGGACUUUGACUUUUUAACCCACACACCGUCAGAUUGGGAUCUCCAGCCUCCGGCAACAGCAGCAUCGACUGCCUCCGGAGGCAGCGGCAGCAACUGGGGUAGCCCACCACCCCCCAAGCCAAGCCCUCAGCAGACUCAGACACAGCAGACAACUAACUGGGACCGCGGAAGUCCUUCUCCGAGGAACCACCCAUGGGACAAUAACUCGCAACCCUCAACCCCGUGCAGUCCAAUGGCUGAAGAUAUGGAAAUACCAUCCGGCUCCAGACAUUCGGAGUUGUCGUCAACAAUCAAUAAGGAGUCAGCCCGUCUGCGCAACCUGUUGACUAAUCGACAGCAGGUGCCUCCUAACAGCUCACCUGGCCACAAGCACCGCAUCCUCAAAGGCUUGUUAAACCAGGACGAUGACGAGGAUGACCUUGAUGCAAGUACCGAGUCCCCCAUGGACAGCACUAAUGCUAGAAUUGCUAGUAAUAACUCCUCGGCAGCUGCCUCUUCCACCAGUAAUAACAAUAUGCUGCUCAAGCUUCUCAAUGAGAAAAGUGAUGAUGAUGAUGUGGAGGCCAGGGCAGGCUUAAAGAAGCAGAACGAAUUACUGCAACAGCUAUUAAAAGAUGAUGAAUCAGAGAGGUCGAAUUCUGGUGCUAAUUCACAGGACGACUCUCUGCUGAAAAGCCUGGGAUUCAGCAAUUCCAGUCCGCCGACCGCCAAUUCCUCUCAGGUAGGAGAAUGCAGUUCGGUUGUUUCUGGAGGUCGCAAGCGACCUAGUUUGGAAUCGGAUGAUGGAGUGGGUGGCAAGCGCCUGCAACAGGCGCCAAUGCCUGCCCAGCAGAUGGGCAUUGCCAGUGGCACUGUAAUCGCUGCCCCAUCUCAGGUGAGUUCAAGUGGAAAUUCGUCACGCCUGUGGGAGAGGAACAAGAUGCUGGCAUCUCUGCUGGCCAAGCAGCCCUCUCAGCCAACAACGAUUCCUCCCAUUCCCACAUCUCUGAUCCAAGCCACACCCAACGAGCGACUGCCCAAAGUUGUUGAUUCAAAUGUCGCCAAUCCCAACCGUGGUUCUGGCGUUGGUAGAGGACCUCCGCAGUCGCCAGCUUCCCAGCAAGUGCCACCCAAAGUGUCUCCGGGGAGCACACCAGUUGUGGCUCCACAACCCCCACAGGGCCCGACGCAGCCCAACCUGACAAUGCCAUUGGAGGGAACGGCAGGACCCUCUGGCCGCAUGGAGGCUGCUGACUCGAGUGGUGUGAUGCUCAACAGCAGCACAGGGGAACUGAGCUCCUGGGAAUCUUCAUCUGCAAACGCGGCUAAUGAUGAGAUGCUCUCAGACAUACUGGAUCAGGUCAUAGAUAUUGUGCCUGAAAAUAUGUCUUCAGAUGCGGGUGCCCUUUCCAACUAUAUGGACCCAAUAGAUGGAUCUAUGAUGAUGGCUGGUGGGUUAGGUAACUCUGGUGGAAUGAUGGGGGGUUCUGGAGGAAUGGCUGGAGCAUCGUCUGGAUCUUCGAGCUCUGCCAAUGGCAACCUGAGUGAGAAGUUGGCCAUAUCGGCUAUUCAAAAGUCGCUCAUGCAGUUCUGUGAGAAGGCAGUAAAGAGUCCGCCACAGUACCAAACACCAAUGCAACCACCACCAGUUUACCCCACUCCAGCUCAACAAAGGGCAGCACUUGGCUUCAGUCAGCCACAACCAGUGCAAGCACAACCUAUUAUGCAGAAUGCAGCUGCAGCUGCCGCCAGGGCACAAUUUGCUGCUCAAGCCACGCUUGUGCAAGCAAAUCAAGUGGGAAAUCAGGCUACAUUGCAGCAGCGUCGGAAACUGCUGAACUCGCAGCAGCAAAUGCAAAAGCAGAGGCUGCUGUUGCAGCAACAGCAAACGCAGGUUCUCAUCAACAACGCAGCACAAGUAAAGCAAGACCCCCACUCCAAUAUGGAUGCCCUCAUUAGAAACAACACCAUGCCCCCGAACGUCACUCUACAGCGCUCUGCUAGUGUACCUGACAGUCAGCUGUCUCCUGGCUAUGACCCCUUAAGCCCUUCUCAGCAGCGACCACAGCAGCAGCAGCAACAGCCUCACUUUAAUGCCUUUAAUGCUGGAUUUGGGAACCAACAAACCCGACUCUCGCCGUUGCCUAGAUCUGUUUCGAGUAAUGCAUUGCCCUCGUUCCAGCAGCAACAGCAGCAGCAGUUGUCUCCUAGAGUCAGCCAGGGAAUGCCGCAGCAGCAAUGGGCAGGUCAAGAUAAUGUUGGGAAUGUGGCAGCCAAUCGUCUUACUAUGCAACAACAGCAAAAUCCUAUGCUAAAUGCUCAGCUAACCGGUGCUUAUCCUCAACAAAGCACACCGCGAAUUGCUCCAAAUGCAUAUAACCAGCAAGUACAGCGGCCUGCAUUGCACGCAGCGGCUGGAGGCGGGGCGAGAAGUUCUCCUUUUACUCCGGAAAAUGCGCCACCCUCGUCUCCCGGCACAGCAGGCACCUCCUCGCCUGGACUGUUUCAGGCAGGCGCAGCUGGCAACAUUUUCCCAACCGGGUCGCAGAAUAACUUCAACCCGCAGCUGCAAAUGCAAAUGCAGAUGCAGCAACAGCAGCACCAGAUGAGGCUUCAACGUGCCAUGAGUCACCCGGCCGGGGCCAGCAAUGGUCCUCCGCAGCAGCAGCAGAUGCAGCAGCAGCAGAACAUAGCUGGCUGGCACCACUCGGGUAUGAUGGGCUACUCACCAACAACGUUGCCGCUAAAGCAUCAUCACCAACACCUGCAUCACUACCAACAACCCCACUCUCCCUUGCCCUAUCCCCCAGCAGCUACCUCAGACCACAUGAACAGUUCCUAUGACCACCCCUCCUCACCUUACCCAUUCUCUCCACUACCUCACCGGACCACCCAGCUCUCGCCAGGAGCAAACAACGGCAUGCCUUCCGAGUUUGUUCUCCAGAAGCUGAGAGCUACAGUGAGUGCCGGCAACCAGCAACACCAGCAACAGCCUAUGCAGUCAGGGGCUAUGGUAUCUAGUCCUAGGCCACAACCGCCUCAACAACAAAUGGUGCAGCUUGGGGCCAACAACCUUAUCAGCAACGAGGAACUACAGGCACUUGGAAUCAAUUUUGAAAUCGACAAUGGUAACAAGAUGUGGGAUUCGCCAGCACAAAACCCUGGCCAACAGCAACAGCAGCAUAUGGGACCUGGUCCAUCCUCAGUAAGAGAGGAUGCUGGAAUGCGCGGAGGUGGGACUGCGAACCAGUCGUCUUUGUUGCAGAAGUUGCUGUCAGAAUGAGCUAGCAACCAAAUUGAUGUUAUUGUGUGAAUGGACUGAUCAACACUGAAGCACAUGUAUCACUCCAUUAUUCGGGUUGCACCCAAAUACUCGAUUGAACUAGCCUUAAUCAUUAUGAUAUACAUAAGAAAAGAAGAGAAUUCGAAGAUAUGAAGAUUUUAUUUUGGUGACUACGAUGUUAGCUUUAUCUGCAAGAGUCUGAGAUUUUCAAAAUGUCAUGGCCUUAAGUGAUGAUGAUUGUAGCAUAUAUUUGAAAAAAAAAAACUAAAAACAAUGAGAAUUCAAAUUAUAAGAAUUAAACUUGAGAGCGAAAAACGUCAACGUUUGAUUGAUUGAUUGAUGUGCAAUUCAAAGAUGCUAUUUAAAUUGUUAUGUUUAAAUUAUUUACCAAGAAAAUAUUUUGUAAGGCCAGUGAUUUGCUUAGUAAAAGGAAUUAUUAAGAUAACUUCACUUACAUAAGUGUGUACGCUACACUGUGUUUGUGGGUAUGAUUGCUUUUAAGUUGCACUGAUCACAAAAAUUGUUGAAAUUAUUGAGAAGAAAAAAUGACUGACAAGGACAAAAAAAAGCUUCAAGCUGUGCAAUGACAACAACAAAUUCAGCAGUGAGUCUGCACCAUAGAAGAACUUUGAUUCAUUAUUGUUGGCACCACACAUUUAUUAAUGUUUCUAGAACAAUUGAAUAAAUGAGAAAAUAGUGAUUGACAAUGAAAAAUACUACUGCUCCGAACAAGCAAGAUGGAACUCCUCGAGUUGAAUAUAAUGUGUGUCCAGUGGUUGUGAUUUCAUGAUAUAACAAAUGGAUUUUUUUAUUGUUAUAUUCUCGCAAAAUUUGUAAGGAAAGUCUCCUAAAACACACAUAUAAACACACAAACUAAAUUGAUUUUUUUACACCAAUCAAUAUGAUUUGUUCCUAUUAAAACAAAAAUUAUUUUACCAAUUUUAAAAAUUCCACAUGUGCAUUACUAUUGGAAAUUUAGCAUUUUUUUGUUUAUCUUGGUAAAACUUCAUAUCAGCAAGGCAAAUUAAAAAAAAAAAAUGUGCGUUAGGAGACUUUUCUUAUUUGUGGAAAAUGUCAUUGAGAAAGUUAUUAAAUUCUAGACGUUAAUUUUUUUUUUGCUCGCUAUUGAUUUUUGUAUGUGCUGAUGACUGAACAAGGACUAUUUAAACCAAAGCUGUAAUAUUUUUCGGGACUUGGUAUGAGAAAUAUUUUUGUACUGUCCAACGAUUUCAUCAUGACUUAACUAGCACUGUAAUGUCUGUAAUCGGUAUCUCCAUUUUGCCUUCAAACCGUCUAGCAGUCCUCACAACUGAUAUUUUUUAGCAAAAGAAGCAAAACUAGGUUGGUUAAUACCGAAGGGAGUGAGCUGAAUUUUACUUUAUUUUGUCUGCGUCUGUGCGUCAUAUAUUUGAACUCUUAAAUUUUGCACAAUAUUUUUAUUUUGUUCAAUUUCUGUAGGGGCAAAAUCAUCCUCUGAAUGUAAAGGAAAAUCUGUAGAUCCCAGAUUGAUUUAUUCUACUGCUUUUUUGCAACACAGCAGCAGACUGGGCAGUCGGGCUCCGUCAAUGAUAUCGCCCUAUGGGCCAGUCCAGCCCUGCACAGCAGUAGCAAAAGCAAAGACAGGCUAAAAAAACUUAGGGCUUUUGGAUUGUUUGCUUCAUUCAGUAUUUAAUAUAUUGAUUUUUGCUGCAUUUUGCUCAAUUUUAUUCCUUCGUUGUCUAUCCAUUUUGAUGAAUUAACUGAAACAAAUAUUAUAUUAUAUUCUCCCUUCAUCUUUGUCCGUCUGUAGCAUGAUUUGACUUGCACCCUGAGCAAAAAAGAGAAAUUCAUGAAAGGGAAUAAUAAUUGUAAUAUAUAAAAAAAACUUGAAUUAAAUACCAAGAUGAAAUAUAAAUUCCACGAUAAUGGAAACAUAUUUUUAACCUCUGCAAAAUACACACAUACACACACACACACACUCAUAAAUAAUAAUUUUUCUUGAAAAGUUCCUGUUUGUAUAAUACUAUUUUUGUAAUUGUGGUUUAUUUUGAUUGUGCUACUGUAGAUGAAGUAUUGAUAAGUUAAAUGUUAAUUAUUAUUCAUUAUAAUAUCAGUGUUUAAUUACUAGGCUUUUGGGGAUAAUGGGUCUUUGUUAUAAUUAUUACUAUAUAUUUGCGUAAGUUACGGCCAUUUGUUUGUUUACAUCAUGAGUGAAUAUAUUCAUACUGCUAUAUUAUUACAUGAUUAUUAUUCUACAUUAUUAUAUUAAUCUCAGCAUUAAAUUUGAUAAUGGAGAAAAGGAAGGAAACCUAUCUGCCCUAAUAGGAUUGCAAAGUUGUUGUCUAUAUGGAUGGACACAAAAGUACAUUUGUGUUUAUAUAAUUAUAUAGGCUCCCUCCUAUUUGGAGACAAAUAAAAUGUAUUGCAAUGAAAACUUGA